CUCCUAACUCCGGUUUUCCGGGCACCUUUCGCCGCAGUCCUGCAGACGUUUGCCUCGAAUCUCACUCAAGGCGUCCUCUCGGAUGCCUUGUCUCUCGUCGGCACGGAAGCCGGGGACGGGUCUUUGGGACUCCGGGAUCCCCCAGCAUCGAAAUUCGUCGCCCCAAUCCCCACCAGGCAUCAGCACACCCCGAAUUACAACACGGCCGUCACCGCAGCGACAGUGGUGCGGCACGCUCUGCCAAGCUACCUCUCGGGCAUCGUAUCGGAUCAGGUCUUGAAAGGCGGAUUGGUGGAGGGCACGGACAGCCCCGAGAGCGGCUACGGCUCGGCCGGAUCCACAGCCUUGACGGGGAGCGGAGGCGGUCGGCACGCGCGGUCGGCCACCGUAUUCCUGUUUCCCGAGCCGGAGCCGGGCAGCCAGACGGGCGGUGCGGGUCGUUCGGGGACCGAGCACCACUGGCAGCCGCAUCACCUCGUCGAGAUGGACGUCCUGGACGAGGCCCUGGAGAUCGAGAGGGUGCGGCGAGUCGAGUUUGACCCGGACAAGUGUGCAAAGGACAUUCCAAUGACAUCACUCUGAGUUGGUGCUAGAGGAUGUACCAUGUCCAUCGACAAGUGUCAACAGUGCGAGAACCUGGUCGAUUUAGGGUGAUGUUGCCUUCCAAGGACGUUAGCACAAUUUACAUUUUGGGAUUCAUGGUUUUGCCAAGCUUCCCAGGAUUCAAAGUGCACCAGAAGCAAAUCUGCUCCGAACCAAAUUUGAUCAGACGUAAUGUGGGCUUACAGUACUAGUUCAGCUUUGUUGCUUGGUAAUGGCUGUGGAGGAUAUUCAGAAUACUUUAAAUACGAGGAAGUACCCAAAAGUAACCAGAAAAUGUUGUCUCAAACAUAUACUAUAUUCGAGGUUUGAAUUUGGUCUCCUGGUCUUCUUCAAAGUAGUGUGAUCAGUUGUGGAACACUUCAGCAGGCCUUCAGCAAUUUCUUUUAACCUUGUCUAUAUCGUUGAAUUGCUCCCCUUUCAUAGCUUUCUCAUCUGUGGUGAUAAAUUAAAACAUGCAGGGAAGAAGGUCGAGUGCCAUGAUGUUUUGUUCUAGAAACUGCUGGGCAGAUAAGACCAUAGGUAGGGGGGGUUAUCAUGGAACAGCAACUGCUCUCCACUUCUCUGCAAUUGUCUCUGAGCAUGUGAGACACAUAUUAAGCAGACACUAAAUUUAUUUGCGACUUGUUUUAAAAAUUUGCUGGAAUGAACUUCAGACAUAUUGGUGCCUUGAAAAUCUAGUCUGGCGGCCUUUCAACCGUCUUCGUUGAUUGCCUGAGAAAAUAUUUUGGAGCUUGUGUCAUUCCCCCGCUUUCCAAAACUCGGCCAGAUUGUGAUCGAUUUUCAGCCGACAUGUCGCCUUUCUUUGAAAUGAGAAAACCACUUGUAGAUCUGCGUUACGCCUAAAGCGUCGUCCUGAAAGGCUUUUCCAAAACAUAUCGGCCAUUCCAGCUGCUCUUCAAAAGAAAGCAAAAUUUCCUCUGCAAUCUGUUUCUUGUGGUCAGACAUCACAGAAUUGUUUAAUGUUGCCUGUACGCAUAGAGAGAAAACAGUUGAGAUGAUCCAGUCCACCUAGAGCUGCAGAACUUGCCAGACUGACAUGAAAAACUGUUUUCUAGCGAUACUUGGUGUCAUUAUUUGGGACUGCACAGCAUACGCACAAAACAUUAAAAUUCCAGCUACUUUUGGGUACCCCCUUGUAUAAAGUAAGGUUGAUAGUGUCUAAAUCAAGGUUCACUAGUCUUUAUUUUUUAGAAAUUUGGACAAUGUGUAUGGUAGAGUUUCAGCACUAUAGAUGUUUAUUGUGCAAUGUUUACAUUAUUAUUUAUUUGCCUCACUGGUGCACCCUUGCCGUGAGGGAUAUUUUAUUGCUGAACAUUGGUGCUGAUAUUUUUUCUUUAUAUAAUAGUUUUGUGUGCGUCAUUCAUGCAGGAAGAUACGCAAAGGUUUUUGUGUAGAUGGUUUGUGCAGAUUUUAUAUGCGCAUGCCAUUUUUUUUGGUUUUUUAAGCUUUUACUGUGGUAAUCUAGUCCCCAAGGUUUUAUUUGGGAAACAGGUUUUUUCUAUCUUUCUCGCUUGUUUAUACUCAAGAACCAUUUUUCAUAUUUUAUUUUGUUUUAAAGAGCAUUUUAGUCAAGCUUGCACAUAACAUUUUUCCAGCCGUGUUGGCACAUUUUUUUUUAGCUUUUAAUGGGCAAACUGUUACUAUAUGAGAUUCAAGGAAAGAGAGAGAGUAAAUGCAAAAUCUCUAACCAAAGUGUUCACAGCAAUGAACAAAUACAUUGCUGCUCAACAACAAAGGCAAGAGAGUAGCGAGUCUGUGUCCCGAGUGAAAUGUCCCUGUCUAGUACAAAACUCAACAGUGCCAAGAGAAAUAUUAUACACAUGCUUGCUAGAACCUCAACUGAAAAUAUAUAAUCUACUUCAUCACUGUGGGUGAAAUGCUUUGAAGGCUCCAAGUCCCAGUUUGUACGCAAGGUCUGUCCUACUGAGUGAAUUGCAUAUUCUGCCUACUUUAUUUGCAAGGUAAAUUAUUUUAUAUGUUAAGUACAAUUCUAGAAAUCAUUUGAAGGGGUCAUGAAAUGAUUUCAACAUUGAAGGACCCUGAACUUUAUUCGGUUUAUUUUGAUUAUGUUGUGGCAUAAAUGAGAAGACAUGUCGCCCUCCAUUGGAAUAUUGCGAUUCCGCUGCAUUGUCGUCAAACUAUGUAGUGCUCGCCUCGAAACUACAUUUUGUGACGUGCUCGCCAGGAUAGAUUGUAGCAAAUUAGCAAUUUAUGCAAUUACUUUCUCAAUUUUAAGUUGUACUUCCAGGGGUCAGGACAUGCAAAAAAUUAAUAUCUGAGAUAGCUAUGUCAUUAGAAUCUAUUAGAUGGAACUUUAUUUGUGCUGAUUUUUUACAGCGGAGCUGUUAAGGGCUAGUUUCCCCAGGAUUGCGUCACCCGCAAAGAAAUGUCGACACAAAACUCUGGACAGCUACCGCCACCUAUGAGCGACAGCGGCAACCAGACAAUCGACUUGCUGGCUUUGCUCAUAGAUGGCGACAACCUUUCCAGCUUUUCCACUCUGGUUUUCACCACAGUGGAAAGGCUGAAUUUCUCUAGGCAUCGUCCUCAAGGUCUUCCUAGGAGUCGUCUUUGAAGUCGUCCUAAACGUUGUCCUUGAGGUUGUCCUCGAGGUCAUCCUAGAAGUUGUCCUUCAGGUCAUCCUUGAUGUCGUCCGAGAGGUUGUCCUCGAGGUCGUCCUAGAAGUCAUUCUUGAGGUCGUCUUAGAUGUCGUCCUCGAGGUCGUCCCAGAAGUCGUCCUUGAGGUUGUCCUAGACGUUCUCUUCUAAAUCGUCCUAGAAGUCGUCCUUGAAGUCGUCCUAGACGUCGUCUUUGAGGUUGUCCUAGGCGUCGUCCUUGAGUUCGUCUAGAUGCCGUCCCUGAGGUAGUUUUCUAGACGUCGUCCUUGAGGUCGUCCUAGACGUCAUCUUUAGGCAUUGCCCUUGAGGUCGUCCAGGAAGUCGUCCUUGAGGUCGUCUGACCAUAGUACAGCUUCGCUGGCUUUCCUUCUUCACCAGAGUGGAAAGGCUGAAAGUUUUUUAUUGUGGGUAAAUUCAAUUUAAUCAAGGGACCCUUGAGUCCGCCCACUGAGAAAUGCUGCCAUGUUUGAAAGGUUGGUGACAUAAUAUGCUUUGUUUCCCUAUAUAUCACACAUGUAUCUGCCAAUGUUCCUAGCGGCACAAUUCUCACCAUUCUGUUGCAUGUGCCUGCGAACUCUCUCGGCGCUUGAGCUGCCUUGGCCUUCAGCUCCCUCAUUUUCCCCCUGCGCUUCGAGUCGGUGCAGUCUGUGUCAUUACUCACGUCUUGUUUUGGCAGACUAGGAGCAAGGAACAGGAGGCAAGGGAAUGAGAGUUAGCAUGCGAGCGUGGCGAACGUGAAUAAGCCAAGAAUGGAGAGCGUUCAGUAUGUGUUUACACUCACGUGGUUCAUAGACACCAUGUGGGCAGGUUACGUCGGAAUUCAGUCGGGGUUGCCUGGUCUCUGCUUGCAAAUGAUUGGCAUUAGAAAAUAAUUCUUUUAAUUGCUAGAGCUCUAAAAACUGCAAAACUUGGUCUGUAUAUUAAGUAACUUGAGCAUAUAAUAUCAAGAGUAAUUUCCUUGUUUAAUUUUUGUGUCCUGACUUUUUUAAGCUUAUUGUUUGGGCAUAAAAAUAAAUGCUACAAGAAUUUCAUAUGAUUAGCAAAAUUUUAUGAAAGGAGAGAUUCAAUUGGGCCAUCUACCCACGUUUAACAAAACUGUUUCCUCUGCCCGGGUCAGUGUUGACAGAAAUCUGGAUCCGUGGCACGCUAAGCCUGCCGCGAUCCUGCUCACCAGAGAAUAGAGGUAACUAGGAGAACACAUGAAUUGGAGUGAAGGGGGGAAGAGAGGAGAGGAGAGGGGGGGGGAGCCAGGGUGACCACCCGUCCCGCGACUCGCGGGACUGCCCCGCAUUGAGGGCUCGUGUCCCGCGUCCCGCAAGAAAUACCAAAAUCUUUAAAAUGUCCCGCAUUUCACAUUGUCGUAGCAUUCGACCACGCAAAUUAUGGCGCUUCCGAAGAAUGGGCCACGGGGUUGCGCGGAGGUCGCUGAUAAACGUGUGAAUCUUGGUGGUAUGCAAUUUUCUAUACAAGCCCUGCGGGAAGCGACCGUUGUUCUUGCAAGAGUUGGACGCGCAUGUGCCGUUGUGCCUCUACCUUUAAUGGCAAAAUAUUGCGAGCGAAAAUUGCUCUCUAAAAGUUGAAAAAUGAACUGUUGUAAUUAUUUGCAAAUCAUACUGUGUCAUGCAUAAGGGUUGUUAUGGAAAGCAUUUUUUUUUAGCGAAGACAGCCACACAAGGCAAAGAACCUGCAACUCACACGGGUCGUAAAAACAACAACAUAAGGUUCUAAUUUUGUGCAAGAGCAUGUUAGUAUAAGAGUAUAUAUUAGUAUAUAUAUAUAGUUAGUAUAUAUCGACAGGAAACAAUAAGUCGAAAAAGAUUUAUUGUUUCUUAUUUUCCUUUCAUGUAUUGGGGUCUGCUGCAGUCGAUUUAUAUGUUUUCAACUUAGGCACUCAUAAUAAAAUAUUUGCCGUUACAAUUGCACAAAAAUAUAUCACUGUGAUUGAAAAUUAUUUUAGCUUGAUUGCCGCCACACAAUUUUCAGGUGUAUAAUAUGCUUUCGGACUGCACAGGAUAUCGGGGUGUGCGGGAUGGUUAAUUUUUUUAAUACUCAUUUCUUGAGUCAUGAAAAUACCGUCCUCCCCUAUUCCACCCUACCCUCCCUCCCCGGUCACUGUGUUCUGCAUUUCGCCUGCAGGAAGGUGGUCACCCUAGGGGGAGCCUCAUGCUGUAGUAGCACAAUAUUUGCUAGGGUGCUGAUGCAUGUAGCUCAGAAGACAGUGCAAAAUGUUGAGACGUAUCUCGCACUCCAAUAUCUUGUAUUUUUUACAAAUAGAUGCUAGCACGAUCAAAUAAAGGCGCUUUUCUGUUCUUCAUUUUAUAAGUGAUAGACUAUUAAACCAACUUAAAGUACGUAGGUUCAAAAAUUGUUUCAUGGCCCCUUUAUAUUUUUAUUUAUUUAUGUCAAGUGUUCAAUGAUAGCCACGGCCUUCUUAUUGUUGCACUUUACCAUUUUUAUUUACCGUAUUUAUUCGAAUACAAGGCGAGGUUUUUUUUCCAAAAUCCGUAGUCUCAAAAUCAUACCCCGCCUUAUAUUCGAAGCUCAGUAUAGCAAUAUGACAAUUUUUUUUCUUUUUCUUGGGUCCUUCAACUGCCCCCUCGCCUUAUAGUCGUGACCGCCUUAUAUCCGAAUAAAUACGGUAUGUAAAGUGCUCAAUGACAACCCCGACCUUCUGACAUUAGUCAGACGGCCGUGGCCACACCUGACACUAGAUAGGUUGUGACUUCUAAGUACUGUGUUUUUGAUUUGGAUUUUUGAGAUUUGGCCAAUUCUUUCUAGCCUUCCGUUGAAUUCUAUGUGUAGUAUAUAUCUAGGGCUCUUGGCGUUUUUGAUAAUCUAGGAGGGUUUUUCAGUUCUUUUAAAGGGAAGCUGAAGAGCUUUUCGAAAAAAAUGAGUUAAUGGCUGAUUCUGACGUGUUUGUGCCUGCUGAGUCCAAAUAUCACAACCGUUUGACCAAAAAUAAUCCCUAAAUGCGAAAAAAAGCGAAGAAAUCAGAAGAGAUCGCCGCAGCGGCACGCCAUUGGCUAGUCACGCGUGACGCGCCACUACAUCAUAAAAGGACCAUCUCGAUUCUCGUUUGCUCCGUCGCUUGCGGAUGUAGCCGGGCGCCGGGUCUUUGGCUCUUGUAAAUCGGGUUCGGCUUCCGACUUUUCGAAAUCUUUCGGUGGAUCCGAAAGAGGAAUGUGUCCAGACGACCCUCGACGUGACAGAGUACGCGUUUUAGCCGUUGGCAAAGUAGGAAAAUGACCACUCGCUGUAAUAAACGCAGACAUGAGGAACCGCUUGCGCGGACGCGACAUGGCCGGCUUUGUGCCUUCAGGAACGUACUGACUGCUCCUUAUUGUAACGUAAAACGUUGACAAUAAACAGAGUGCUAUUGACGGGACGUCUCAAGCCAGAUUAGCGUGACUCUCCCCAAAACGGUCGUAAGAGGACAAGAAUUCUGCACGCAUCGGCCUUCGUGCUCGCCAGCUGCUGGACGCGUGAGCGUGCAGGCUGCAUUGUUCAUCAAGGCUGAAGUGGUUUGAAGGCAUAGUAUAAUCAGCUUCGGCGACGGGAGAGCUUCCCCUGAGAUGAGACGGGUGAUAAGACAGGGUCGCCGUUCUGCCACCGCCAUGUCCUUGCGCACUAUGCGAAUAACUGCGCAGAAGGUCCAUCCUUGUGAUAGCGGUACCCUCUGCUGCGCUUAGUUUGUCUGCCACAAACUAUUACGCCAAUAUAGCUUUAGAAAAAGCGGAGAUGUGUGCCCGGCAGCCCUUAAUUUGAUGUCAAAAUCGUGAAAGCUUCCUGGGCCUCUACAUUCGUAUACUUCUACAAAGAUUUGUUAACUGCAUCACACCACCACCAAGCAUUAUCAUCGUCCGAUCGCAUUUCUACGGCAGAAAGAAUUGUUGCAUGACACAAGCUUUAUACAAAAAAUGCUGCCUAACUUGCAAAAAAAAAAAAAAGUCAAUUUAGAACAGAAGGUCAUUUGCUUUGUAUUUUCAAAAAGCUCUUCUGAAGAGAGUAUGAGCCUUUGGGAGGAAAAUUAAACAAAAUUUAUGUUUAUGUUAAAAAAAUAUGUGACCUCAAAUAAUGCAACUGUAAAAAAAAAAAAAAAGUUUAUGCUAAAACAAGUUGCACCGUGAAAGUCACAUUAUGAAUUGCAUGACCACUUAUUAGAGCAAGCCCUCCUCUCGCAAGUGGCUGGGUAGCCGAGUAGAUUAAAAGCAAAAGAAAAUAGUCUUGAGCUACCCAAGAUUGUUUUCUUUUGUUUCCCAGAUUUCCCGGACCGGAGUUGGUCCGGAAAUUAUGGUCACUUCAACAAUCUAAGAAACCAACACUAAAACACUAAUAUAAGGCGGCUAACACAAGAGAGCCAGUGGAAACCCGCUAUUCGGCUAAAUGAUCGCAGCUUUUCUAGCACACUGCACAAUUCUAAUAACGUAAUAGCUUUUUUCUAGAACAGUCGACCUACAAUUCCUACCUAGUUCCGUUUCCUCUUUGCUUGUGCCUUUUAUGCGCUGAAUUGGCUUUUUACCUUCAAAGAUAGUCGGUAGAGCGUCGGGUUCAGGCGAUUGCCUUCUUCACGCCCAAACCCAUACGUACAUAGUUUUCAUAUGCACUGUCCGAAACACGUUUCGAACAAAGAACGGUGUACUUGCUCAAACCCAUCCACCGCUUUAAAAUCUCGGUGACGAAGUGGAAAAGACGGUAAGCGGGAAGAACAACUGCGACGAGCGCUGUUCGUGAAAGCUGGCAGCUACACAUGAGUACGGCAUCGUGCAACAGCACGAGUCAGUUGGUUCGGUGCCACGAGAAUUCUGCAAGCACGUGAACCAACAAGAGAACAAUCAACACGUCAGGCGAUUGAGUCCAUAGCAUGACCGGUCAACGGAUAAAAGCAAGUGCUAUGCAGUGGCAGAACGACGACGGCUCGAAAAGACACUAGAGCAGGCUACGAGGAAAGCGCGGCCGUCCGCGGCGGGGUCCCCCAGCCGGUCCUUUUGUGACACCAACUGACGGGCUUCCUCCUCUCUCCCCUUUCCCUCUGCUUCUGAGAGGCGUGGCUUCGGCGCUACUUUGAAGGCGCUUUUCCGGUUAAUUAGCGCAGAAAAUGACCAAAUGAAUAUGAUAUUUAUGAUGGCUGAGGUCUCAUUAACUGGGCUCAGGUGUUUUUUCUCAAGUUUAAAACAGCUUCAGCUUCCCUUUAAGUUCCAUAAUUAGUUGUAGUAUCUAAUACGCUAUAGUUCACAGCACAGAGGUGUCUGGAACAGAUACAUUGGAGGAGGAACCUUUUGAUAGAAAACUAUUUUAACCUGCUUUCUUAUUUCUUUCCCAGUUUACUUCACAUCCCCCCACUUGACCCUUUCACAUAAAUUCGUUUUAUGCUACGCACCUCUAUUUUUUUCUCUAGCACGAAAUUUCUGGGAGACUUUAGCUUGCAGUGACUUCUCGCAAUGGGGUACAGUUCCUGAAGACAGUGUAUUAAACAAGGGGACGUUUAGCCAGAGUGCUCUUUGUAAGAAAACCUUGACACGACUAUAAUAUCCAAUGUUUCCCAGGUGAAAAUCAGUCCACCUGCAGCUGGAUUACGGAACUGAUCCCUGCUGGAUCCAGCCAGAAAUUGGACAAUCCAGCUGAAUCCAGCCAAGGCCAGUUUCAUAACCCAGCUGCAAGUGGACCGAUUUUCACCUGGGUUGGUUCCGGUUGCUGUGAAAAUCUUUGUUUUGUUCUACUCUGUGUGUUGUUCAAGGUUCGUAAUCUCUCAUUUGUGCAAUUUUCUAUUCUGUUUUUGUGGUUAUUAUGAUGACUUAAGUAGUCAAGGCUGCGGUGAGAGUUUCCUCACAGAAAACUAAUCAGUGAACUUGUGUGAGUAAAAUCAAAAUUAAAAACAAACGAUCUGUUUUAUUUGCUUUUGUCAGCGUAAACUGAAAAUCCAGAAUCCUAGUUAUGACCACUACCAUUAUUUUUGGUGCAAGCCAUAUUUAUUUCUAUAUUGCACUGGUUUAUGUCUAUCAAAUAUUUAUUUUUUAGUAUUAUAAUGCAGAUGAUGGAUACCAAACAGAAGCAGCUGAUUUUUUAGCAGCAGUCAGUCUUUCUGAUUUUUUGUUGCUGCACUGUUUGUGGAUUCAGGGCUGUGUCUGGACUGCAAGAUAGUUUUAUGCUUUCAUAUGUCUAAGUAAAAGUUUUCUUUACUUACCAUUUCUUUGCCUACUAUGGGGUCUAGACGAGGGACAAUACCAGUAUAUGGCAAGCUAUGCACUCAACUUCCAGCUGUGGAUGUGCAAUCUGGGCAUUUCUUUCUCAUUUCCCAAACUAGGAACAAUUAAUUGCUGCUUGCCAAGACAGCUGCUGCCAUUUAUUUUUGCCAGCAUUUGCACUCUACAAAAUGUUAUCUCCAGGGGAAAUGCUGUUAAUGUUGGAUUAUGUUUUGUCAUCUUGCGAGAGUUCUACAUAUACUGUUCUCAGGCAUGUAGGGUAAAGAGAGGUACUGCUUUUGAUUCGUCAUGCUUGUGGGAGAGGCAGACAAGCAGCUUUUUUCUCCAUGUGGGCUGCUCCUGACAUGAAAUACAGCAAUCUAUUUUUAGACAUUGUAUAUAACUUCCAAGUGUUGUCUGUCCAAGAGCACUGCACAAGUCUCUCUGAGCGCUUGCCAAUGCUGGGCUGAAGGUAGUUACUUUAAUUUUUUAUGGAUGGUGAUCAGUGACCAAUAUUAUUUUUACUUUUUAAAUACCUUUAUCAAUUGCUCGCUUAGCUGUACUAGUCAUACAAUUAGAAUAAAAAAUAACAGGCUCCUGGGCUAUGAUCUACAGGAAACAUUUCUGUUGAGUAGGUAUAUUGAUUGAAUGUUAUGGUCAAGCAAAUUUGUCAUUUGCUUUACUAAACACGAAAAUAAAAUAGUGCUGGCUAGCCUUUUUAGAUUUUUAGCUGGGUAAAACACUUAAUGGCAUUCAUGCUUUGUUCACUGGUAUGAAUUCUGAAUUUCUUUAGCCCACUUUUGGCAAGAAUGGGGAGAAAGAUAAGUAUUUCUACCUUUGGUAUGGCACUUUUUCUUCUUCUGACUGCUGUAUACCGAAGACAGUAUUUUUGCACUCUUCCACCACUAGCUCUGCUAGAGAAGAUGCGGUCUUUUGGUAAAUAUGCUGCUGAUAAUUCCACAGGCCAUUAACAGCUCUCAUCGUUUACAAUCUUCGUCUCCCGAUACCCAUCCGAUGCCUUGCAUUUACAAUUGAGUUGUUGUAAUGUGCCUCCUCUACAGCUACGCUUCGCGAAUCCAUUCGACUCUUGGUGUAUCGGUGUUUCUCACUGAACGUGUUCCCAACUUUUCUUUGCCUUUCUUCUAAUCGUACAAGUCUUGUCGUUUCGUGACAUUUUUGUAACGGUUGCCGCUUGCAAGACCCAAAACGGCACCGAUACCAGUGAUAGACGCACCGUGUGCUGUGGUGUUUUGUCAUUGUGUUCAAGGAUACUCAGAAAACCAUCAACCUUAGCCAGGUUCUCAUGCCAUACAAGUGACGUAUAUCACUGCCUAACAUUCUCAGCCACAUUGCCGUGCUAUAUGCACGCUAACCGAAAUGCAAAACUUUCUAAAUGUUAAAUACAGAAGAAAAAAAAAGCAUUUAUUGCAUUUUACUUUGUGAGGUGGAUGAUGCCCAAAGACCGAAGCAAUUUAGUUCAGAGCUUUAUAAUCAGCGUGAAAAAAAGACUAGUGAGAUUUUGAGUGGAUGCAGGUAAUAUACCCAAUCGCCACUUUUAACGCCCUGUAAUACGUGCAUACUAUAUACACUGCAUCGUCGGCCAUUCUGCGUGCAUAAGUGAGUAGCUUCAGGUAGAUGGAGAGUCUUCUUUGGGUUAGCAGACAGGCCAAAUUAGUUUGGCACAAAAUUUAGCCCUACAGAUCGAUGCUCCGGGCAAAGGGCAUCCCAAGAAUCCCAAGUUUAGUGGUCUCGUGCCAUCUCGUGUUUAGAGUAUACAUCUCCCUUGCCAUUGCCAUAAAAAGACACCUGGCACCAUUAUUGAUAAUGUAAUAGAAAAGAAGUCUGGUGCACCAGACUGCUUUGGUUUGAGCCCCUUCUAUAGUUUCGUCGUUCCGAGCCACUAGGAAGCACACUGAACAUGAAUUCGUCUAUUACUCUAUUUGAUCGUGGGACAUUUUGUUAAAUUAAGGCUCACCAAUAUAACUUGAGUAGCCAUGGUUCGCGCGACCGUUUUUCUACUGUACGGGAGUAAAACGAAUUUGAGCAUUUUCCUGAGGUAGUCACUAUUCAGGAUUAUCUGUGGUCUAAUUUGAUGACGUCCAGCGAUUCUUCGCUGGCAUGUCGUAAAUUGUUUCUUAAUAGUAGUUAUUAAAAACAGGUUUUGAGACUGACUAGCGGGCGAUACGUUUUCGUCCAUAGUAGUGCUGUGAGGCAGUGUGCUACUGAAACCAUUGUGUUUACAGACGGUGCUUAGGGUUUGGUGAGACACUUGCAUUCUGAUUGAACCAAAGAAUUAGUUUUACUUUUGGGGUGUUUUGCAGUGUGUUGUCGACAAAUUUUAGAGCGAAAUGAAAGGGGAACCAUGUGUUUAUUUUUUUAAACGUCUCCUAAUAAAAAAAUAUUAAAAAGUGAA
Messenger RNA from Ixodes scapularis (black-legged tick), 11813 nucleotides. RefSeq lists its product as uncharacterized. Lineage: Eukaryota; Metazoa; Arthropoda; Arachnida; Ixodida; Ixodidae. The record is from RefSeq and is a predicted model, not a curated record. The annotation marks the transcript as partial. The transcript is spliced from 2 exons.